Molecule: messenger RNA, 330 nt
Organism: Vicia faba (fava bean)
Lineage: Eukaryota; Viridiplantae; Streptophyta; Magnoliopsida; Fabales; Fabaceae
Source: the annotation of a GenBank genome assembly
AUGUCACCACAAACAAAAACUAAAGCAAAGGAUCAGUUCAAAGCUGGUGUUAAAGAUUAUAAAUUGACUUAUUAUACUCCUGAAUAUCAAACCAAAGAUACUGAUAUCUUGGCAGCAUUCCUAGUAACUUCUCAACCUGGAGUUCCGCCUGAAGAAGCAGGUGCAACGGUAGCUGCGGAAUCUUCCACUGGUACAUGGACAAUUGUGUGGGCCGAUGUACUUACCAACCUUGAUCAUUAUAAAGGAUGCCGCUACGAGAUAGAGCCUGUUCCCGAAGAAGAUAAUAAAUUUAUUGCUUAUGUAACUUAUCCCUUAGACCUUUUUGAAUAA